AUGCAUGCAUUAAAAGCUACCGUUAUUUUGGAUUGUUCAGGUUGUACAUUUAUCCUAAUGGAUUUUAAUAUUAAUGCUUUCCUACUGGCGUUUUUAACAUGCUCAUUAUUCGUAUUUGGAGUUAAAGCACAAAUUCCAAAAAGAUAUGUGUUUCUUGAAUCCGCUCCAAAUGUGUCAGCCAUAGUUGGCCAUGACACAUAUUUCGUCUGCAAUGGUGGCAUUAAAUGGACGCACGAAAGCAGUAUCAAUAGAGGUCGAGAAAUUGGAAAUCAUCCUGCUCCAAUGAAUUUUAAAAAAGAAACAAAUAUGCUUUAUAGUUCGCCAACUAACUACUUGGCAUCAGGAAGGCAUAUCAUCACUACCACCGUAUACUCAAUGCUGGAUGAUCGUGGACGUCUAAUUUUGCGAAUCGAUAAUGCAAGCCUUACAGAUAGUGGAAUUUAUAGAUGUCACGGUGAAGUUAAUUAUAUGGACGUCUAUCUCAGUGUUCAUCCUCCAGAACAUUUCGUCAUUAUACUGCGGUGUCCUUUGACGGCUGUUCAAAGGGUUCUUUCUUGGGAAUGGAGGGAACCAAUUCCACCGAAUUCGGAAUUAGCGGCUGUACUUCCGAAAGAAGCCCGUCCCAGUAGAACGGUAUCCUAUAAUGAAUCCGGUGUAUUUUCACAUGGAAAUGUAGAAAUUGGUCCCAAUCUUGAGUAUGUUCGGAUAUUAGAUCCGAAAGCCCCUGAAGCACCCACUCCUCUUUGGUGCAAAUUUGAAAUGGAGGAUCUCUGGCAUGGAAAGUCGAUUUGA
Messenger RNA from Rodentolepis nana, 792 nucleotides. NCBI's taxonomy places the organism in Eukaryota, Metazoa, Platyhelminthes, Cestoda, Cyclophyllidea, Hymenolepididae. The record is from the annotation of a GenBank genome assembly.